AAAAAAUCAAGACGUCCAGGCAAGUGUACUCGAAGCUAUAGCUGCUGUUUGUGUCUUCACAGAUAUCUAAUCGGCAACGCUAUUACGACACUAGCAAACAGUCUGUUUAAACCAUUCAUGUCGCCUAAGACAACAUUUUGGUUGGAUUGCAGUCAACUCAACCAUCUGCCACAUCCUCCAGUCAACGUGACUAUUCAAUGUGUCAAGACUGGAGGAGUUGUGACAAUUUAUCCUGGACGCGGACAACGAGGAGAUGUGGAAUACGGGCCUUUUGGAUUUGUUUGUAAACCAUACAAUAAAGGAAUGCGUAACUGCUCUCAAUGUCCCUCGGGAAGUUACACCUUUAAUUAUCAAACAUACCACGGACCAAUAGCUAAAUGCACUAAAUGCCCAGCUGGCGGAUUUUAUCAAGAUGAAGCAGGAAGAAGAAGCUGCAAGCUAUGCGUGAACGGCACAUACGUGUCACCCCAACACAAUCCAGGCACGAACCCUCUAGACUGCUCGGUUUGCCCAACCGGGACAAACACCACAGUGCAGGCAGGUCACAGAGCCUGUCCGUGUCUCGAAGGUUAUUACAGACUACAACGAUUCGGUCCUUGUAGAGCCUGCAAUGCCACCGACCCCGGAUUUGCUUGUACAAAUGACUACCUUAAUGUGAGAUCUGGAUAUUGGUGGCAAUGGAACCACACUAGCCGUGGGCAACAGCAAUAUGUAGAAUUCACUAGAGAUAUCGACUUAGCAAAGGACACUGUCAACUAUGAUCAAACAAAAGUCAACUUUACUCAAGAACUGCCGCUAGUUUAUCGUUGUCCAGUGUCUGCCAGCUGCCAAGGUGGUGUUACAAAUGAGGAAAUGUGUUCGCAAGGGUAUAAGGGGCCUCUAUGUUCGCUCUGCUCCGACGGAUACUUUUCCUGGUUCAACACAUGCCAGCAUUGUCCUGCAUUAUGGCGAAGCAUUUUACAGAUUUUGUUCAUUGUCCUGCUCGUUAUUGCAUUCUUUGUUGCUCUUUUCAUGGCAGACAAACUGCGAAUGACCGGUGUUACUACUGUUGUGGACCAAAUCGCUUCCAAAGCAAAGAUUAUUGUAGGUUUCGUACAAGUCAUGUCUGGAGUUUUGUCCGCCCUAUCAUAUGUUCCCUGGCCAAAGGUCCUACUUGCGGUGGGUAGUUGGGUAAAGAACAUAGAACUGCAAGUGGUAGAAAUGGCCAAUCCGACGUGCAUCAACUACCAAUUACGAUUCAAUUCGUUGCAAAAGACAGUAGCCAACAUAUGCGUGCAGUUCAUUGUCAUACUCGCUAUCGUCGUCUACUACUAUGUUCGAUAUCGCAUUCUUCCCUACUGGUGGGAAACAUUGCGUCCACAGCCAAGCACUCUUUCACUGGCCAGACGAUCGUGUCUGCGCAACAGCUGGUGGAUCAUGUUUCUCUGCUAUCCAUCUACUACUGCCAAUAUCAUGGCCACAUUGCCAUAUAAACCUUGGACAUGUAUAAAACUUUGCCUUUACAACACUCAGCAGGAUUGUUCAUGGUAUUUGAAAACCGACAUGAGCAUUCGGUGCAAUUUCAAUAGAGAUGAUCCUAACAGAGUUCUCUUUAUCAUCUCUUGGGUUUGCACAUUCUAUGUCAUCUCUUUACCUUUUAUUCUUCUAUGGGGUCUGUACAAGCGACAUCGUAAAGCUGUGGGAAACGUUGAUCCUACUGAAGAUGAGCAGUUUGUAUCUUUGCGUGACAGAAGAAAUUGCGUUGGCCACGAUCUCCUUCAGUCGAUCGAAUUUCUGGACGAGAACUACGAGGCAAAGUUCUGGUUUUGGGAAUUAUUGGAGAUCUCAAGGAAAUUUCUCCUCAUUUGUGCUAUCGAAUACUUUGGUAGCAAUAGUUUGUCUGGUGUCGCAAUCGCAGCUCUGAUUGCUAACCUCUUCUUGUUAUUUCACGCCCAAUUCAAGCCCAUCAAGAGAAAAUCUGAGCACUGGCUGCAACUUCUCUCUUUGCUCGUCAUUUCUCUGAGUCUCAUGUUGGGCACGCUGAUAACUCUUGAAGAAGCCACGUCAGACGAACUCUCUACAUCGAACGAUGACGACAGACUUGUUUUCUCAAUUAUAUUGCAAUUGAUACAUGCUGCCUUUGUGAUCUAUCUGAUCGGUCGCUUGGUGCGUUCUGUCUAUGCUGCUGUUAAGAAGGUUCGUUCUACCAACAGUCCUUGCAAGAUUGUCAACUUUUUUAUUUAUCUCUUCACCGAAGAAGAUCCUAAACAUCACGAGAGCUCGAUUCAAAACGAAAAUAAUUUGCCAAGCCUAGUUGGUGAUGAGACAACAGAAGAAUGAGGACAAUAACACACAGUUAGUUGAGGCAGAAGCCAUCUACAUUGAUGUAGCAAUUAGAAGUAACGAAAAUUGCCACUAAUUAGACUUCGUGCUGAAUGAAUUUAAGCAAUUCAAAGUA
Corticium candelabrum is the source of this 2437-nucleotide messenger RNA. RefSeq names its product putative leucine-rich repeat-containing protein DDB_G0281931. The transcript has 5 exons. Bases 118 to 2319 code for a protein of 733 amino acids. NCBI's taxonomy places the organism in Eukaryota, Metazoa, Porifera, Homoscleromorpha, Homosclerophorida, Plakinidae. The record is from RefSeq and is a predicted model, not a curated record.